AUAUCCUGCUGGAUUUCUAUUGCUAAAAGAGGAACUGACCACACGGGGAAAGGUAGAGGUUUCAGGCAGAGCAUUUCAGAGUGUGUUUACAGGCAGGACCGACUUACUCAGCAAAUCCUGCUCGGAGGAGCUGCAGCCAAUGAAGAGGCCACAUCCCGGCUUGCUUGGGGGCUUCUGAGUUUGAGCUGCAUGCAGAAAUGUAAGGCAGUGCUUCCUGGCUCUGAUGGCAAAAUGGGACCCAUCUCCAGUUAUUCCUCGGGCUCCCCAGCUUUGCAGAUCUGGGAGAGAACCUACAUAAACAUAUUGGUGAUGUAGCCAGCUCUGAAGACCGGGAGAAUCCUUAUGGAUUCAGGAAACUGGUUUUUUAUUUAGAAUUUUAUUUUUUAUUUGGAAGAUGAAAUGCUUCUCUCGUUACCUGCCUUACAUCUUCAGACCUCCGAACACCAUCCUCUCUUCCAGCUGCCACACGGAAGCUGACAUUAUCUCUACGGUAGAAUUCAACCACACGGGAGAAUUACUAGCGACAGGGGACAAGGGGGGUCGGGUUGUAAUAUUUCAACGAGAGCAGGAGAGUAAAAAUCAGAUUCAUCGUAGGGGUGAAUACAAUGUUUACAGCACAUUCCAGAGCCAUGAACCCGAGUUCGAUUACCUGAAGAGUUUAGAAAUAGAAGAAAAAAUCAACAAAAUACGAUGGCUUCCUCAGCAGAAUGCAGCUUACUUUCUUCUGUCUACCAAUGAUAAAACUGUGAAGCUGUGGAAAGUCAGUGAGCGCGACAAGAGGCCGGAAGGCUACAAUCUGAAAGAUGAGGAGGGCCGGCUCCGGGAUCCUGCCACCAUCACGACCCUGCGGGUACCUGUCCUGAGACCCAUGGACCUGAUGGUGGAGGCCACCCCACGAAGAGUAUUUGCCAACGCACAUACAUAUCACAUCAACUCCAUAUCAGUCAACAGCGACUAUGAGACCUACAUGUCCGCUGAUGACCUGAGGAUUAACCUAUGGAACUUUGAAAUAACCAAUCAAAGUUUUAAUAUUGUGGACAUUAAGCCAGCCAACAUGGAGGAGCUCACAGAGGUGAUCACGGCAGCUGAGUUCCACCCCCAUCACUGCAACACUUUUGUGUACAGCAGCAGCAAAGGGACAAUCCGGCUGUGCGACAUGCGGGCAUCAGCUCUGUGCGACCGGCACACCAAGUUUUUUGAAGAGCCAGAGGAUCCAAGCAACAGAUCGUUUUUCUCUGAAAUUAUCUCUUCAAUUUCGGACGUCAAGUUCAGCCACAGUGGGAGGUAUAUCAUGACCAGGGACUAUCUGACUGUGAAAGUCUGGGAUCUCAACAUGGAAAACCGCCCCAUCGAGACUUACCAGGUUCAUGACUACCUCCGCAGCAAGUUGUGCUCCCUCUACGAAAAUGACUGCAUUUUUGAUAAAUUCGAGUGUGUGUGGAAUGGGUCAGACAGUGUCAUCAUGACAGGCUCCUACAACAACUUCUUCAGGAUGUUUGACCGCAACACCAAGCGUGAUGUGACCCUUGAGGCCUCGAGGGAAAACAGCAAACCUCGGGCUAUACUCAAGCCCAGAAAAGUGUGCGUGGGGGGAAAGCGGAGAAAAGACGAGAUCAGUGUCGACAGUCUGGACUUUAGCAAAAAGAUCUUGCAUACAGCUUGGCAUCCUUCAGAAAAUAUUAUAGCAGUGGCGGCUACAAAUAACCUAUAUAUAUUCCAGGACAAGGUUAACUAGGUGGACAAGUUAUUACUUAAUCUCACAUACUGAAUACUAGUCCAACAAGUUUUUAAAUGUUUCUUUGGGUCUUCAUUUGAUGCAUUGACUUUAAUUUCCCUGUGCUUAAAAACAAUUGGAAUAGAAUUUUAAAAAGAGUCCAACUUUCCCAACUCCCCAGUUCUGAGAAACUUGUCAAACCCAAUAGACUUGGGGCCACUUCUAUUUAGAGUUGAGAGCUGCCAGCUAACAGUAAUUCUUCCAUAGUUGACUUGAAUUCUGAUGCUUUUAUUGCCCAGUUUUCUCUGGUGGGUCCAGUGUUUUGUUUCUAGGUGUCUGCUGCGAUAAAAUGAGGUUGUCUGUAGUAUUUAAGGAAAAAAAGAGAAGUUUUUUUUUUUUUUAAUUAAGCAAUUCCAUUUGAUUGAAAAAAAAAAUAAAACACCGUUUACUCUUA
Molecule: messenger RNA, 2168 nt
Organism: Marmota flaviventris (yellow-bellied marmot)
Lineage: Eukaryota; Metazoa; Chordata; Mammalia; Rodentia; Sciuridae
Source: RefSeq, a predicted model, not a curated record